GUCUUUGACAACGUGAUACCCUCGACAUUCCCCCUUCAUAGCCGAAUCUCGACGCAAAACACACGCCCGCCCGAAAACCAUCCUCGAGGCGCACAGCAUCCUGACCUGCUAUUUCCCAACCAUCGUCCCAAUGACACCCGCAACGACCAAAGAGUCCGUCCCAGACGGAAAUAUCAGUCAAGGGACCAGCUUUGCUAACGGGAACUAUGCCAAUGGCACAUCCGCGACGCAUGGCGAAUACAAGAGCGCGGCGCCCGCCAAGGACAAUGCUCGCAAAACUCCUAGUCCCAAAGCCAACCGGCAAGGAGUGACAGAGGCAUUCGGCGAGUUUGGGCAGCUCAUACAUGCGUCGAGGAGGCCACUGCCCACCCAGAUGGGUGAUGGCACGUACAGUGAAGUCAAGAAGAAGACGGGACUGAGGCAGGACCUCAAACACAUGCGGUGGAAAGACAUCAAAACCCUGGUGGAAGUUGUCAAGAGCAAGCUCAAGGGGCAGCAGAUCAUCGAUGACAAGACCAUGAUCAUGGAACGGACCAUCCAGCUUGUUGCCCGUCUUCCUCGCGACUCCAAGGCCAGGGUAGUGCUCACGGACAAACUCAUUCAAGAGCUUUGGGACUCCCUCGACCACCCGCCCCUGAACUACGUCGGCGAGAAGUUCCAAUACCGAAUGGCCGAUGGAUCGUACAACAACAUCCUCUAUCCGCAGCUUGGUGCUGCGGGAACGACCUACGCUCGGUCUGUCCGGCCAAGCAUUGUCCCUCUCGGGGCAAUGCCGGAUCCUAAUCUGAUCUUCGACUCGGUGAUGAAGAGGACCGAGUAUCGCAAGCACCCAAACAACGUGUCCAGCAUCCUUUGGUACUGGGCUGCCAUCAUCAUCCAUGAUCUGUUCUGGACCGACUACAGAGACAUGUCAAAGUCCAAGACAUCGUCGUACCUCGACCUAUCGCCUCUCUAUGGAAGCAACCAGGAGAUGCAGGACACGAUCAGGACGUUCACGGGAGGCAAACUGAAGCCGGACGCAUACGCUGACAAACGGUUGCUCGGCAUGCCGCCGGGCGUCAGCGUGCUGCUGAUCAUGUUCAACCGCUUCCACAACUACGUUGCCGACAAUCUCGCCGCGAUUAACGAGGGCGGCCGAUUCACUCCGCCAGCCGAGCACUUGGACGAGGCGGCAAAGGCGGCGGCGUGGAAGAAGCACGACAAUGACCUCUUCCAGACGGCUCGAUUGGUCACCUCGGGUCUCUACAUCAACAUCACCCUGGUUGACUACGUCAGGAAUAUUGUUAAUCUGAAUCGAUCCGAUACGACCUGGACACUCGACCCGCGUCAAGAGUCCGGAGUUGACGUCGGGACCCAAAAGGCCGCCGAGAGCGGGAAUGGCAACGUCGUGUCCGCCGAGUUCAACCUCUGCUACCGGUGGCACUCGUGUAUAUCCGAGAAGGAUGACAAGUGGAUCCAGGACUUCUACCAGGACCUCUUCGGCAAGCCAGGAGACCAGCUGUCCGUACCGGAACUCGUCAUGGGAUUCUCUAAAUUCGAGAGUCUGGUCCCCGAGGACCCGGCCCAGAGAGUGUUCGGGGGCUUCCAGCGAGGUGCGGAUGGCAAAUUCGACGACAAUGAUCUCGUCGACUGCAUCUCCUCGGCGGUCGAGGACUGUGCCGGUGCCUUUGGCGCCCGAAACGUCCCCGCAUCAAUGCGAGCGAUCGAGGUCCUCGGCAUCAUCCAGGGCCGCAAGUGGAACGUUGCCGGACUGAACGAGUUCAGAAAGCACUUUGGGCUCAAGCCGUACGAGCGCUUCGAAGACAUCAACUCCGACCCGGAAGUUUCGGACCAGUUGCGGCACCUGUACGAGCAUCCCGACUUCGUUGAGCUCUAUCCCGGCCUGGUCGCCGAGGAGGCGAAGAAGCCGAUGGUCCCCGGCGUCGGUAUUGCGCCUACGUACACCAUCUCCAGGGUCGUUCUCUCGGAUGCCGUUUGUCUCGUCAGGGGUGACCGGCACUACACCACCGACUACAGCCCGCGCCACUUGACCAACUGGGGAUACAACGAGGUGCAGUACGACAAGAGCGUUAACAACGGAUGUAUCUUCUACAAGCUGUUCAUCCGGGCCUUCCCCAACCACUUCAAGAGCAACUCCGUCUAUGCUCACUAUCCAAUGGUCAUCCCUUCGGAGAACCACAAGAUCCUGACAGACUUGGGGAAGGUCGAUCAGUUCGAUUUCAGCCGCCCGACAUUCACACCCCUCCGCGUCAACAUCACAUCGUACGGGGGAGCGAAGUACAUACUCGAGAACCCAGACAAGUACAAGGUGACAUGGCACGAAGGCAUGACCUUCCUCUUGGGCUCCGGAGGCGCCAAGUUCAUGCUCUCGGGCGACAGCGCCUUCCACGCCGAGCAGCGCAAGUGCAUGCACGCGCAGCUGUACCGCGACAGCUGGCACGCGCACAUCAAGGCCUUCUACCGACAAAUCACGGAGCAGCUGCUCGCGGAGAAGAGCUACGUGGUGGCGGGCCAGCGGCACGUCGACAUCAUCCGCGACGUGGGCAACAUCGCCCACGUGCACUUCGCGUCGCGCGUCUUCAACCUGCCGCUCAAGACGGCCGCCAAUCCCAAGGGCAUCUACACGGAGCAGGAGCUGUACAUGGUCCUGGCCGUCAUCUUUGUGUGCAUCUUCUUCGACAUCGACCCGGUCAAGUCGUUCCCGCUGAGGCAGGCCGCCCGGACGGUCGCGCAGCAGCUGGGCAAGCUGGUCGAGGCCAACGUCAAGAUCACGAGGGGGUUCGGGACCCGCGGCCUGUUCUCCGGGUCGGCCAAGAAGGACGACCCGCUCGCCUCGUACGGCAUCAACAUGAUCAAGGGCCUGGCGAAGUCGGGGCUCAGCACCUACGACAUUGCCUGGAGCCAGAUCGUGCCGACGGCGGGGGCCAUGGUGCCCAACCAGGCCGAGGUGUUUGCCCAAGCCGUCGACUUCUACCUCUCGCCAAAGGGGGCGCCAUACCUCCCGGACAUCCACCGAGUGGCCAAAGAGCCCUCGUCCGAGGAAACGGACGCGCUACUCCUCGGCUACGCCAUGGAGGGGAUUCGGCUCGCCGGCACGUUCGGGUCCUACCGCGAGGUUGCGGUGGCGGACACGAUCCGCGAGGACGACGGGCGCGAGGUGCCCGUCAAGCCGAAGGACCGCGUGUUUGUCAGCUUUGUCUCCGCAGCCCGCGACCCAACCCACUUCCCCGACCCGGAGCGCGUGGACCCGCGCCGGCCCGGCGAAAACUACAUCCACUACGGGCUGGGCCCGCACGCGUGCCUGGGCCGGGAGGCGAGCCAGGUGGCGCUGGCGGAGAUGUUCCGGGCGCUGUUCCGGCGGCGCAACGUGCGGCGGGUGGCGGGCCCGCAGGGCGAGCUCAAGAAGGUGGCGAGGCCCGGAGGGUUCUACGUCUACAUGCGCGAGGACUGGGGGUCGCUUUGGCCGUUCCCUGUUACGAUGAAGAUUGCCUGGGAUGAGGAGUAGGGUAGGUUACCGAAGUUGUCUUUCGUUACCCCUUUUUUAUUUAUCGCAAGAUGUGAGCAACGCCAUGGAUAGGACUAGUGUCUGUUUGUACCGUCUAGUUUUAAUACCAUCUAACCCCAUUCUAAAUCCAACAAUCACACAUACGCCAUGUGAAUCUCCAUCCCAUUAACCGU
Molecule: messenger RNA, 3678 nt
Organism: Phialemonium atrogriseum
Lineage: Eukaryota; Fungi; Ascomycota; Sordariomycetes; Cephalothecales; Cephalothecaceae
Product: heme peroxidase
Exons: 7
Coding region: 131-3505 (1124 amino acids)
Biological process (GO): response to oxidative stress
Molecular function (GO): monooxygenase activity; iron ion binding; oxidoreductase activity, acting on paired donors, with incorporation or reduction of molecular oxygen
Source: RefSeq, a predicted model, not a curated record